AAAAAAUAAUAUUAUUAAAUAAAUAAAUAAAUCAAUCAAUAAACUAAUAUAUAUCUAUUUUCUUGGGCAGAGUCUUGAGCUUCUCUUCUCUUCUCUUCAGUAUAUAAUUUUUUUUUAUUCACAUUAAAUUGAGAUUGAGAGAACGAUAACGAGAAAGUGAGACAAACAAGGCAUGGAACCAGAAUCUGGGAUUUCCAUUUCUCAACGCUCCACUUCUACUACUAUAACCCAGCAACUUUCAUGGACAAGGAUGUCGAGGAAUUUGAUACUAGCUUAUCAGAGCUUCGGUGUUGUUUAUGGAGACUUGGGCACUUCACCUCUUUAUGUUUAUUCAAGCACAUUUUCUGGCAAGUUACAGAAACAUAUUAGCCAAGAUGCAAUCUUUGGUGCUUUUUCAUUGAUAUUUUGGACUCUUACUCUUAUCCCUUUGCUUAAGUAUGUCUUUGUUUUGCUCAGUGCUGAUGAUAAUGGUGAAGGUGGGACUUUUGCUCUUUACUCAUUGCUUUGCCGCCAUGCUAAGUUUAGUUUGCUUCCUAAUCAACAAGCAGCUGAUGAAGAGCUCACUGCCUACAAAUAUGGGCCAUCUUCUUCUUCUCAACAUUCUGGUUCAUCUCCUUUGAAGAGAUUUUUGGAGAAGCAUAAAAGGUUAAGAACUGCCCUUUUAGUUGUUGUGCUUUUUGGAGCUUGUAUGGUCAUUGGAGAUGGUGUCCUGACUCCUGCUAUCUCAGUUCUAUCUUCAGUUUCUGGGCUCAAAGUUACAGAAGAGAAAUUGACAAAUGGUGAACUUCUCUUGAUUGCUUGUUGCAUCUUGGUCGGUCUGUUUGCUCUGCAGCAUUGUGGCACACAUAAAGUUGCAUUUUUAUUUGCUCCUAUCGUAAUUAUCUGGUUGCUCUCCAUUUUUUCUGUUGGUCUCUACAACACAAUACAUUGGAACCCAAAAGUUGUUUAUGCUUUGUCACCCCAUUAUAUCGUCAAGUUUUUCAAUGAGACUGGUACAGAUGGCUGGAUUUCUCUUGGUGGGGUUCUUCUUGCUACAACUGGAACUGAAGCUAUGUUUGCAGACCUUGGUCAUUUCACUGCUUUAUCAAUAAGGCUUGCGUUUGCUUUCGUUGUAUACCCAUGUUUGGUUGUACAAUACAUGGGUCAGGCUGCAUACUUGUCCAAAAACCCCGAUAAGAUUCAUUACAGCUUUUAUAAUUCGAUCCCCGAAUCUGUAUAUUGGCCGGUCUUUAUUGUCGCCACCUUAGCAGCUAUUGUUGGCAGUCAGGCUGUUAUAACUGCUACGUUCUCCAUCAUCAAGCAAUGCCAUGCCCUUGGUUGCUUUCCAAGAGUCAAAGUUGUUCACACCUCAAAACACAUAUAUGGCCAAAUCUACAUCCCAGAAAUAAACUGGAUACUCAUGAUCCUUACUCUUGCCAUAACCAUUGGAUUUCAGGAUACAAAUUUAAUUGGGAAUGCUUAUGGACUUGCUUGCAUGACAGUUAUGUUUAUCACAACAUUCCUUAUGUCACUUGUCAUAAUCUUUGUUUGGCAAAAAACAAUGUGGCUAGCUGCAGCGUUUCUUCUUUUCUUCUGGCUAAUAGAGGGCGUUUAUCUAUCGGCCGCAUUCAUAAAAGUGCCUCAGGGAGGAUGGGUCCCGAUCGCGCUAUCAUUAUUCUUCAUGGCCAUUAUGUAUGUCUGGCAUUAUGGAACAAGAAGAAAGUAUAACUUUGAUCUGCACAACAAAGUUUCACUGAAGUGGUUACUUGGUUUAGGCCCUAGCCUCGGUAUUGUUCGCGUGCCUGGAAUAGGCCUCAUCUACUCAGAAUUAGCAACAGGAGUACCGGCAAUAUUCUCUCACUUUGUAACUAACCUCCCAGCAUUCCAUAACGUGUUAGUUUUUGUUUGUGUAAAGUCAGUUCCAGUUCCAUAUGUUUCGCCUGAGGAAAGAUUCCUCAUUGGUCGGGUUUGUCCUAGACCAUAUCGCAUGUACAGAUGCAUUGUCAGGUACGGUUACAAGGACAUACAACGAGAUGAUGGUGACUUCGAGAACCAACUAAUACAGAGCAUAGCAGAGUUCAUCCAAAUGGAAGCAGUGGAACCACAAUUGUCGGGGUCAGAAACUUCAUCGUUGGAUGGGAGAAUGGCUGUUAUAAGCACCCGAACAAACUCAAGCUUGGUAGUGUCUCAAUAUGAGGACAUUGAUGGGAUUGAUUCCAUUCAAAGCAGCAAAUCUCUUACCUUACAAAGUUUAAGAUCAGUCUACGAUGACGAUAACCCCCAGUUGAGGAGGCGUCAAGUAAGGUUUCAGUUGCCACCCUCAACACCCGGUAUGGAUCCUGCAGUGAAAGACGAGCUUUAUGAUUUAAUCCAGGCUAAGGACGCCGGGGUCGCCUACAUAAUGGGACAUUCAUAUGUUAAGGCUAGAAGAACAUCAUCAUUUGUGAAAAAACUUGUGAUUGAUAUUGGAUAUUCAUUUCUAAGGAAGAAUUGCAGAGGACCAGCUGUGGCACUUAAUAUUCCACACAUCAGUCUUAUUGAAGUUGGCAUGAUUUACUAUGUCUAAGUCUAGAUUUUUUGUUUCUAAUUUGUAGGUUUCAGUUCUAAAGCCAAAAGGGUUAUUAUAUAUAUAGCUCUUUGGACCAACUUUUGUUAAGUCUGAAGGCUUUCUUAGGCUCUUCCAAUGUGUAUAGAUAAAGUCCAAAUUCAAGUCGAGCUUUUUCAUUUGGCAUAUCAAUUCUAAUAAGCUAUUUUUUUUCU
This is a messenger RNA of Cannabis sativa, 2739 nucleotides long. Its product is annotated as potassium transporter 4. Gene Ontology annotation, molecular function: potassium ion transmembrane transporter activity. Gene Ontology annotation, cellular component: membrane. The record is from RefSeq and is a predicted model, not a curated record. NCBI's taxonomy places the organism in Eukaryota, Viridiplantae, Streptophyta, Magnoliopsida, Rosales, Cannabaceae. The coding region runs from base 173 to 2545 and encodes 790 amino acids. Gene Ontology annotation, biological process: cell tip growth; potassium ion transmembrane transport. The transcript has 9 exons.